UUAAUAUACAAAUGUCCAACACAAGUGAUAAACUAUGGCACUUUGAUGCUCCACGAUAUUAUGAUUUUGGCAAAACGGAAGAAGAAAACAAUCAUCAAGGAGACACAUGGUUUGCACGACAAGCUACUUCCAGUUUAUCUGUAUCGUCGUUAUCUACGUUGAAAAAUUCCAAUAACAGCAUGGAAAAAGACGGAAAUUUGGACAAAGCCAGAGAAGAACAAUUACAGGAAUCUCAAACAUCCAACUACAUGGAAAUGAACGACUACCAAACGUUGGAAUAUCAGCCGAUUAACUAUACAGAAGAUGUCUAUUUGAACUCACCAUCACAAAGACGAACACCAUUAAAACGACGUGACAUGAAGAAGGAAUUGGUACGGACGCAGACACAACAGGAACAGCAAGGAUAUCAAAAUAGCUCAAAUGAGGGAACAUCAAACGGAGGAUCUACUCGAAUUUCAUUACCAUCUCGAAGGGCAAUAGAAAAUGAACCUAGUUAUGAAAGCGAUCAUCAGGAAUCAAAGGAUGGACACCCAUCUAUCCAGUUACCGCAGAGGCGACGACGUAUAUCACCCAUCUCAACUGAAGAAAGUACUGCUCCUUCGUUUCCAAAACCAACUUCUCCGCUUACUUCAAAUGUAUCACCUGCAAUACAACAGCAUGAUCAAGGCAAUCAUAUCAAUACGGAACAAGUCAAUCCAUUGUCUUCAUCAAAUACAAAUCAAUUUCUUUCGCCAAUCUUGGGUGAUUCAUCUAUCGCAGACAAGUCUACGUUAACAAUGAAACAACAACACAUGGACACAGAAACAGCAGGGAAGGAAAAACAACAAGCAACUGGAAAUAGUGCCUACUCUUCAUCAACACCUGAAAACGACCAUAUCAUGGAAGAUCAGAGUGAACAUUUAUCAUCCCCAAAUCAACUACGACUACCGACUAGAAAGCGAGUAUCCACUGAAAGAGUAGAUGAUAUUACUGCAACACCUGAGAAUAACAGCCGUUCUUCGGACGCCAAUACAAUUGUAUCUGAAACGCCAUUACUGAAGCUUAUUGCGCAGAUCAAAUCACAACGACAAUCCCCGGUGUCAAGGAAACGUCCACGUUCAGUAGAAAUGGAUGAUCAACACGACAGCAAUGACCAACCAUCAUCGCCACUCUUACAACUCAUCGCACGUGUUCAAUCCUAUCGACAUAUACCCAAACUUGUUAGCGAUGGGAACCUAGGAAGAUCAUCAUGGAAAAUGGAAACAAUAAUGAAUCGUGCAAGAAGAGUGAUUGACGAAGCACAUACUAAAAGUAGACAAUGGAUCAUACCCAGCGAGCAUCAGCGCUUAUCCGACUUUAUAAAACAGCAUCAGAAAAGACGAUUUAGCACUACCGCCAAAACACGCAUCAGUAUGAUAUCGAAGCAUUCACAUGAAGACAAUGAAUAUGAUAUUUCUAUUUCUGAUGAUGAUGAUGAUGAUGAUGAUGAUGAUACACUCAAGGACCAACAUACAAAUGAACAUCUUGAUCCAUCUGAACGUUCAUUUGUUUCACGCUAUUUGCCAGUAAAUCUGACCAUCCCACGAAGCCCGAAAUUUGCCACCAAUAAACGAUCAAGACGAUGGUGAUCAUAAUGAUCAUCAUUCCACUCCUAUGUAUAUAUGUAUAGAACAAUUGAUAGUGUAGUUUUAUUUUGAUCAUCUUUUAC
Messenger RNA from Halteromyces radiatus, 1687 nucleotides. RefSeq lists its product as uncharacterized. Bases 12 to 1607 code for a protein of 531 amino acids. The record is from RefSeq and is a predicted model, not a curated record. Lineage: Eukaryota; Fungi; Mucoromycota; Mucoromycetes; Mucorales; Cunninghamellaceae. The transcript is spliced from 3 exons.